This is a messenger RNA of Paraglomus brasilianum, 2544 nucleotides long. NCBI's taxonomy places the organism in Eukaryota, Fungi, Glomeromycota, Glomeromycetes, Paraglomerales, Paraglomeraceae. The record is from the annotation of a GenBank genome assembly.
AUGGGACCGAAGGCGUGGUACAAGCUUGUGAAGCCCCAAAGCGACUGGGACAAGGUGCCUUUGGCCGAUGUCGUGGAUGUGGCUGACCUCAAAAAGCAGAUCAAGAAGGAGGCGUCUCCUGCUCUCGACGCAUUUUCCGCAAGCCGACUCAUUCUCGCAGCGUCAAAGAUCGACAACAAAGAUGCUAGCAGUGCCGUUGAGUUUGAUGCUGAGAGCAGCCUUGAGUCAAUCCUAAAGCGUCUUGGAGUGGAACAAACUCCUUCAGUGCACCAAUCCUUCGCCGACAAUAUCAGGCUUUUCAUAAAUGCUCCGGAUGUUGCCAUUACUGGUGUUGUCGACUGGAAGGACCCCACGAGUAUCCUCAAAUGGAUAAAGCAAUACGAACGGCCCGUUGACGUUAAGCAAGCACAACUUGUUACUUCCUUUGGCUCGAUUUUCCCUUUACUCCGCCGAGAGGAUACCCUCAACACGCUAUGGAAUGGAACCCCUGAUAGAAAUGGUGUCUUUGAGCGAUUCAAACGGCACCAUCAGACAGAUCGGACUCAACAUCCAAUUCCCUUUUUAGCCUGCGGGCCAGGUACCGGAAAGAGCCGAUUCCUCCAGGAGGUUGGAAAAAUGCUUCUUGAGAAGGCCAAAUUCUGCAACGACGAGAAGGUCAAAAAUGGCUUUGCCAACAUGCUCGCGGUCAACAUCACUUACGGCAACGGCACUCCUGCUGCUAAGACUGACGUCGAUAUCGGCGGUGAAGCAUCAGUUGCCACUCGAUUGCUCUACGAGUACUUUAUCAGUACAAACAUUCCCGCUAUCAAGCCAAAGGCCAAGAUCGAAGAUAUCCAAAACAUUCAAGGCGUGUCGGACCUCAGGUUGAUGACAGCUAUAGACGUUAUUAAAUCCGACUUCAUCAGUCGUGGCAUAUCCACUGGCCCCUCCGUGCUGAUCCUCGGCAUUGACGAAGUGAGCAUAUUGCACAAGCUCGACAAAGAAACUCUCCGCCAAGUCGUGCAUGUCGUUGGACGGAUAAGCUGCCAUGCUAUGGACCCUUUCUGCAUACCUAUCAUGGCUGGAACAAUUCAAGGUCCUGUCGAGGCCAUGGUCACGGAAUCAACAUACCGUCUCCUACUCCCACCUCUUCCUCUUCUUACCGACGGUGACGUGAUCAACAUUGGCAGUAAGCUACGUUUUACAGAGGGCAACAAGGUCCUACGUUUGACUGAAGACUACCUAAAGGAUGAUAUCUUGUUCCGCCGCAGCAUUUCCGAUAUCGGCGGGAUGGCCAGAGCUGUGGAGGGAUUCUACUCUUACUUCAUGAAUCAGAUGAGGACAAUUGAUGAAAUUCCUGAGGAGGACAAAGCGCUAACUGAAACUCUGCGCAACGUUGAUGUCGUAGUUGUAAUGCAGCGUUUGGCAAGUCAUUUGGACAAUCUUUAUCCCUUUGCAGAUUAUGCUGACUUGGCGACGCCUGUACUGGCAAAGGCCAUCCUAGACAUCCCAGUUGACAUACGUGAAAAUAUCGAAGUCGGUGAAACCGCUAUCUCCUACAAAGACCUCAGGACAACUGGCAUCAUAAAUUUAGAGCCGAUUGGACAAUUUGACAGAUAUUACGUCCGCGUUCCGUUUAUGUGGCUGAUGUUACUAGUCAAGGCUUGUGCAGUCAAGUCACGCCACUCGCCUUGGAAGUUCUUGAAAGAUUUUAUCAAUCCGACGCAAGACAUAUCCUGGGGAGGCUGGGAGCGAUUCAACGUGCAAUUCUUGGCUCUACGCUUAUGCCUUUUCUCAAUCCUCGAGAGAAAGACUGUAACUUUGGAAGAACUUUUUUCAGGCGCUGAAUUCGGCCCCAACUUUCCGGAUUUCGAGGUUGAAAUUCCUGACCAUCGCCGGGUUACGGUGCACCAAUUGCUAGAUCAAUUUCCGAAUUAUGAAACUGUAACGGAUUUGACCGGCACAGAGCGCGCAAACCUUCUUCAAGAAUUUCACAAGCUAUUUAUUAAUGCCAAGACCGGCCCUAUUGAUGGUUUUAUGCAAUUACGUAUAUCACAAGGCAGUGCAAUUGCCAAGUCUUUGAAUUUAUCCCUUCAAAUGAAAAUGGCAGAAGAAUAUGAUUCGAAGAAGCUUAGAAUUCUCAACCAAACUGAAGUCGGUGCGGAACUCAGCAAAUUCGGAAAAGUGAAUGAUACUCUAAAGGAUCGCUGUCAAGAUUUAGAGUGCGCCUUUGGCAUCUUCAGCAAUCGCCGUAAAGCUGAAAAUUUAGAACUUUACGACGGGGUCGAGUACGAGAUCGAGGUUAUCAAGCUCAAGAUAAAAAAAAAGGAAAUAAGAAAGACUCGCGUUAAUGCCUUCCUAAUUCACAGAGGCAAUUUCAAGAAAUACUAUGGGCAUACGUUUGGGGGUCGUGCGCAAUUUUCAGUAUCUUCCCGGUUGUACAUCAACUCUGCACCUCUGCACCACAUCCAGCACAUUCCGGAUGUCGGACCCGCAACUUGCAAAAAGAUCUUAGAGGAAAGAAAGAGAAAACGAUUUGAGGAUGAUGAAGAUCUAAUGUUGCGG